Molecule: messenger RNA, 4211 nt
Organism: Alligator mississippiensis (American alligator)
Lineage: Eukaryota; Metazoa; Chordata; Crocodylia; Alligatoridae
Gene: KIF23
Product: kinesin family member 23
Exons: 24
Coding region: 96-3059 (987 amino acids)
Biological process (GO): microtubule-based movement
Cellular component (GO): microtubule; kinesin complex; nucleus
Molecular function (GO): microtubule motor activity; ATP binding; ATP hydrolysis activity
Source: RefSeq, a predicted model, not a curated record
AAGGGUGGCGCGGGGCCCGCCGGGAGCGCAGGUUCGAACAAGGCGGCGCGACCGUCCGGCAGCGACCCCCGAGGCGGCCCCGCCCGGCCACCGUCAUGAGGGCCGCUAGGGCCAGGACCCCGCGCAGGCCCAAGGCGGCGCCCGGCAACGUCCUCAAGGAUCCCGUCGGGGUGUACUGCAGAGUGCGUCCCCUGGGCGAGCAGGACGCGGAGCGCUGCGUGGAAGUGGUCAGCGACACCACCGUGCAGCUCCACCCCCCCGACGGAUACCGCGUCUUCCGCAACGGCGAGUACAAAGAGACACAGUAUACAUUUAAGGAAGUGUUUGGCACCCUUGUUACUCAGAAACAGCUCUUUGAUGUUGUGGCAAAACCUCUGGUGGAAGACCUUAUUCGUGGGAAGAAUGGUCUCCUUUUUACCUAUGGUGUGACUGGUAGUGGGAAAACGCACACAAUGACAGGUUCUCCUGGAGACGGAGGACUUCUUCCCCGAUGCUUAGACAUGAUCUUCAACAGCAUUGGACCAUUCCAGGCCAAGCGAUUUGUUUUUAAACUUGAUGACAAGAAUGGUGUGGAUGUGCAAUGCGAAGUUGACGCUCUGUUAGAGCGCCAGAGAAGAGAAGCCAUGCCAGUUCAGAAGACCCCAUGUGGCAAACGACAAAUCGAUCCGGAAUUUGCUGACAUGAUCAAUGUACAAGAUCACUGCAAAGUGGAAGAGGUUGAUGAAGAUAGUGUCUACAGUGUCUUUGUCUCGUACAUUGAAAUCUAUAAUAACUACAUAUAUGACCUCUUGGAGGAAAUUCCUUAUGAUCCAAUAAAACCAAAAUGGAACAGCUGUAACACUCCCAUGCGGAAGGGUGAUAAGUGGAACAGUUGCAGCACUCCCGUGCGGAUCGAUGACUUUAUACCACCACAAUCCAGAGUCCUCCGUGAGGACCAGAAUCGCAACAUGUAUGUUAUAGGUUGCACAGAAGUGGAGGUAAAGUCUACUGAUGAAGCUUUUGAAGUUUUUUGGAGAGGUCAGAAGAGAAGGCGGAUCGCAAACACCCAGCUGAAUCGUGAAUCCAGUCGUUCUCAUAGUGUGUUCAUGAUUAAACUGGCUCAAGCCCCCCUGGAUGCAGAUGGAGAUAAUGUCCUACAGGAAAAAGAGCAAAUCACUUUAAGUCAGCUGUCCUUGGUUGACCUAGCUGGAAGUGAAAGAACUAACAGGACCAAAGCUGAGGGAAGUAGAUUACGAGAAGCAGGGAACAUCAACCAGUCACUAAUGACUUUGAGAACAUGUAUCGAAGUUCUGCGGGAGAACCAAAUGUAUGGCACCUAUAAGAUGGUCCCUUAUAGAGACUCCAAACUAACUCAUCUGUUCAAGAACUACUUUGAUGGCGAAGGAAAAGUGCGUAUGAUUGUGUGCGUUAACCCCAAGGCUGAAGACUAUGAAGAAAGCUUGCAAGUCAUGCGAUUUGCUGAAAUGACCCAAGAAGUCGAAGUUGCAAGACCCGUUGAUAAGCCGCUGUGUGGUUUGACACCUGGUCGCCGCUUUAAGAACCAGGCCUUUAAAGACGAGCUCUCACGGAAACUUGAAGCUCGUGGUGGCCCAGUGAUUGGAGAAACAGAAGAUCAAUCUGUCACAGAAAUGUUUCUGCAAAACUUCCCUCCAUUGCCUUCAUGUGAACUGCUGGAUAUUAAUGAUGAUCAAACGCUUCCAAGGCUGAUUGAUGCCUUGGAAAAGCGCCAUAGAGCCAGGCAAAUGCUGUCAGAAGAGUUUGCUAAAAACGCGCUUGCAUUUAAAAGUAUGCUGCAAGAAUUUGAUACCAAAAUGGUAUCGAAGGAAAACUUUGCUCAAGGAAAGCUGGCUGAAAAGGAGAAAGCGAUAGCAGGACAGAAAAUGGAGAUUGAACGACUAGAGAAGAAAAACAAAACGCUGGAGUAUAAGAUUGAUAUCUUGGAGAAAACAGCUACCAUUUAUGAAGAAGAAAAACGUACUCUGCAGCAAGAAUUGGAGAGCAAGAGUCAGAAAUUGCAGCGUCAGGCAUCUGAUAAACGCAGGUUGGAAGCACGGUUGCAAGGCAUGGUGGUAGAGACUACAAGCAAGUGGGAGAAAGAGUGUGAGCGGCGGGUGGCAGCAAAACAACUGGAGAUGCAGAACAAGCUGUGGGUCAAAGACGAGAAACUGAAGCAGCUGAAAGCCAUUGUUACUGAACCAAAGCCUGAAAAGCCAGAGAGACCUUCACGGGAGAAGGACCGGGAGAAGGGUCUUCAGAGAUCUGUCUCUCCGUCACCAGUACCUCUUUCUAGUAACUAUGGUACUCAGGUCCCAAACAGCCUCCAACUUAUGAGCCAGCCACAGAUGCAUAGACGUUCUAACUCUUGUAGCAGCAUUUCUGUGGCAUCCUGUGUUUCUGAAUGGGAGCAGAAAUUUCCUUCACACAGCAAGCCUACCAGUGUCACACCUAAUGCAAGGAUUAGACAACAGGAACCAGAGCAAAAUAGAAACUGUGUGUCAGACAGAAGGCGAGGGAUGUACUGGACUGGAGUCACUGAGGUUCCCAGCCGUAGAAAUCAGAUAGACGUAGAAGAGGACCAAUGCUGCAGGAACCCACCUCCAGUUCGGCUCAGGCACAGACGGUCGCGCUCGGCAGGGGAGAGAUGGGUAGAUCAUAAGCCAUCUUCUAACGUGCCCACUGAAACAGUCAUGCAGCCACAUGUCCCCAAUGCCAUCACAGUAGCAACCGCGAGCGAAAAGGCACUAGCUAAGUGUGACAAGUACAUGCUGACACACCAGGAGCUAGCCUCCGAUGGGGAGAUUGAAACUAAAUUAAUUAAGGGUGAUGUUUUCAAAACCAGGGGUGGUGGACAGGCCGUCCAGUUCACGGAUAUAGAAACUCUGAAACAAGAGUCUCCAACUGGCCGAAAGCGAAGAUCAUCCCAAUCCAGUCCUAACCCACCAGAAGAUGGUGCAGAAUCUGAAUGGACAGAUGUGGAAACCAGAUGUUCUGUAGCUGUGGAGAUGAGAGCAGGAUCUAAUCUUGGACCUGGCUACCAACAUCAUGCUCAGCCCAAAUAGGUGCUGGCAGUGCUGUGGAAGUGACGUAUUCAACUCAGGGGAAGAACAUUUGCAGUUUUACAAGACUUGCUUACAGGCAGGAGAGAGGGCUUCAGAGGUAAAAGGGCUUCCCGUGAAAUGGUGGAGAAAGGGUGACCAGCCAAAUCGAAUACAUUUCGGGCCCAAACAGAAGUUCUGCAACUCUAGGAUAACACAUUUUGAGCUAAGGCUAUAGUCUCUGGUGUGCUUUUUCACCACCUGAAAACCAUGUUUGUCAGUCCACUGUCUCAGCAGAAUAAAAAGCAAACCUGGUGCUUGAGAGAGGGUGUGGUAUCUGGAGGCUAGGUAUUUCAGUUCUGCCUAUGACCAUUUCCCUUGCAAUGGGCACUGGCGUGCUGUGGUCUAAAGCUGCUGUGUGCUUUCCUGGGAAUAUUUGGGCCUGAUCCUGCUCUUCCUGAAGCUAAUGGGAGCUUUACAUACUGCUUUUCUAAGUCCCAAAUGCCCUGGUACUGCCCGAGGCAGUCUGGUUGCAUUGAAAAUUGGUCGUUUUGGUCUUUAUUGUGCCAUAGGAAAGUAUAUUGUGGAGUGAACAUUUGCUGUUUCAUCAGCUGUGUUAAAUAAUGCUUACCUUGAGAGGCGUGUUAAAAUAUAUUUAAUAAAAUGCAUCCCACUGGCAGCAGGGGUCAGCAAUAGAAGGCCCACGGGCUGCAUCUGGCUCGGAGCCAUUGGAGCCAGGGGGCUUUGCCAUUGCCAUGCUGGGGAUAGGGCCGAGGUCAGACAGAGUUGGGCAAAUGACAGCUGCGCCCAUGCUGUAGUGGGGAGAAGCAGAAGUAGUGAGGGGGCAGCUUGCAGCUGCCUGCCCUGGCACAGCUCCAGUCCAGCUGGAGGGUUGUCUCCGCCCAGCUGGGCGUUGCAGAGGGUGAGGGGGGCCUGGGAGAAGCCACAGCAGCACCUGGCCCUGGCAUGGGUGCAGGGCACCACCACUCUUCCCGGCUUUGCUCCCCUCCCCUUGCUGCUGAUGUGUUGCUGAAGCCUCCCAGGGUACGUAAAGGUUGCCAGCCCCUCAUCCGUGCUAUCUCCAUACAACCAGAUGUGCAAAGCCCAGGUAAAUUUCUUGGCUGCCAUUAUGAGAAAAAGAUGCUCUGAGAAUCAAACCGUUGAUCUGUAUGUUAC